AGUUCUUAUGAUCACCUUCAGGAAAAAGCCUUUAGAACUAGAGAGAGAGAGAGAGAGAAAGGGAGAAAGAGAGAAAGAGAGAGAAACAAAGGUGAAAUAAGAGAUAUGAUCACCAUGAGAGGGUUAGAGAGGAGAUCAGGAGUGAGGCAGUACAACAGAUCUCAAGUCCCACGCAUUCGAUGGACCGAGGAGCUCCACCGCUGCUUCGUCAACGCUGUCGAUCGCCUUGGAGGAGAGGAUAAAGCAACACCGAAGCGAAUUUUGCAGUUGAUGGGAGUGAAGGGAGUAAACAUAUCUCAUGUUAAAAGCCAUCUUCAGAUGUACAGAAGCAUGAGCAGCCAUGGAGGCCUAAACACUAACUCAAUUCCGACGGAAGGCAUCGACAAAUGGAUGAGCGCGGAUUGCAGCCAUCUCCCUGUUCGAGCUUCGGAGAGUCGCUGCGAGUAUCCACCAAUGAUGAGCUCCAUGCUCAGCUGCAACCAUUCAUACAAAAUCUGCAGUCAGUCCCUAGAAGAUGUUUUCAGAGGCUGGGCUUCAAAGAUGACAGGCUGUACUCCCAGUAGCAGUCGCUUUCUCAGCACAAGAGAUCAGUUUUGUUCAGCUGGACUACAUGAUCAAGUGCUUCAGGAGCAGCUGAAGUGCGAGCUAACCCUCUCAUCCUCCGCGCACCGAAUGCCGACAAGAUGUGAAGAGACGAGCGAGAUAGGCUCGAGCAUCGAGUUUGAUACGGGUGAAGAGGUCCCGAAGACGGUUAAGAAGAGCCCAAUAAACUUGGAACUGUCGAUCUCGUCGCCCUGUUGCUCUUAAUUUUGUUUAGGAGAAUAUAGAGCGCGUAUAUAGAGCAUAAACUUGUAUAGAGUGUCCGACCUUAUGCACAAAGUGAAUGAUCAGAUUUUAUAUCAUUUACAACAUCUGCUCUAUCA
Molecule: messenger RNA, 923 nt
Organism: Ananas comosus (pineapple)
Lineage: Eukaryota; Viridiplantae; Streptophyta; Magnoliopsida; Poales; Bromeliaceae
Exons: 5
Coding region: 106-807 (233 amino acids)
Molecular function (GO): DNA-binding transcription factor activity; DNA binding
Source: RefSeq, a predicted model, not a curated record